CCUGAUGGGAGAAAGGCAGUAAUUCUUGGUUACUAACGAUAAAAAAUUUUGAAAUUUUUAUAGAAUAUUCCUUAGAAAAUUCUAAGAGCAAGUUUUUGCAAGAGAAAUAUCAUAUUGGAACUGGCUUAAAUAUGCCUUGAUUGCAGUGUGCAGGAUCAUGAAUUUGAUUAGCUGAGAUCAGCAAUCCUUAAUAAUUGCUUAUUUGGCCAGAGGUGGAUAAUGAAUUACUUAAUAUGCUGUAAUAUUGCCUAUAAGUAUUGAUUUAAACCCUAAUUUACGGAUGUAAACCCUUUGUUUGAAAACAGAGCAAAACUUCCGCACCAAAGUUGCUUGUUCUUCAGAACCUUGUAUUGGAUAGCAAAUAUAAUGAAUUUUUUGAAUUAGUAUAAAUCAUAUGCAUCAUAAACAGCAUUAAAAGAAUCACAGCAACAACAACAACAAGCAAAAACAGCAACAACAACAACAACACUUGCCACAUGACAGCAAAAUCUACAAGUUUCCACCUGAUGUCUUAUUCUCAAAGCACGGUCCUACUACCUGCUGCGAAAUGUUUUUGUGAAUGAUCUAAACUAAAGAGCAUGAUCCUCGGUGACCCCUUGAACCUCCCGUACUGAAACGGAUUAUCUUUACAACUUUUUAUUGUAGAGUUCUCUUUUCUUGAGCAAUGGGCAAUUCAAUUGUCCGUGUGUUUAAACGGUACUUCGGAAAACAAGAAUGUCGUGUUUUAAUGGUUGGCCUGGAUGCUGCUGGUAAAACUACAAUACUUUACCAUUUUAAGUUAGACGAACUCGUCACUACCAUACCAACGGUAGGGUUCAAUGUUGAAACCUUGGAACAUAAAAACGUGACUUUCACUGUAUGGGAUAUUGGAGGCCAAGAUAAAAUUCGAGCUUUAUGGAGACUUUAUUAUCAAGAAACGGAUGGGAUCAUUUUCGUCGUUGAUAGCAGUGACAGAGAAAGAGUGCAAGAGGCAAAAAUUGAAUUAUUUCGACUUCUAAAGGAGGACGAGCUCAGAAACUGUAUUAUUUUAGUCUACGCUAAUAAACAAGAUUUGCCAGACGUUAUGUCAACGACAGAACUAACCGAAAAACUUGGCCUGUUGACUUUAAGGAAUAGAAACUGGUUUAUUCAGUCAUCUAGUGCUGUUAACGGCAUUGGUUUGUUAGAUGGCCUUGAGUGGCUUGGAAAUCAGAUAAAAAUCAGAAAAGUUAAUGCAAAGUCUUAAUUUGGGAAAUCGAUCGCGGGCAAUUGAAUGAUGGGAAGGCAGUAUUCUUCGUGUUUCUUACGUUUGACAUUGUCAAGAUUGUUUAGGUUUCCCUGAUUGAAACCAUUUUAUCCUUAAUUAAAUAAUUCUUUACAUCAACAAUGAGCUGGACCGUGACAUUCAUUGCGACAAUGAAUAAAAGUUAAUACUUUAUAGCUAUUUGAAAGUUUUUCCUUUGAUUUUUGAAAUAUUAGUAAGCUUGAUGAUUAUUCAAAUCAUAUUGUUAACCAGAUAAAUUUUAAUUUUGCCUGACCUGAUAAUUCUCUUUAUGUAUCUGUUCACAAAUCAAAUUCCGCAUGUUGACGUUUUGUGGUAAAUAAAAUGUGGAUAAUAUUCGAUUUUUAUUGAUGAACAACAUCAAAUCUGCUUUUGUUCCCAUGUUGUUGAAGACUUAACUUCGUAGAUAUUUUGAUUUUUUUAACUUUGUUUAUUCAGGUAGCUUAUGUGCUGCAUCGUUUUGUUAAAAUAUUUUCGAAGAUGAUAAAAACAUGAAUAAAUGAUAAAAAUAAACAAAAUACUCAUUUUUAAAAAAAUGCCUAACUUCGCAUGCCUUAGUUCCGCGUGGUAACAGCAAAUUAAGCUCUGGCAACAAUCUAUUUCAAAAAUGACUGUUGCACCUUUUUAUACUUAUAUCAAGCUACAAUUCGAUCAAAAGUGACACGGGAACAGCAAAUUUAGCUUUGACAACAUCAGCAUCUGACAAUCAAACGAAUUUUACGCCUUUUUAUAACUAUAUGUAGCUACAAUUUGAUCUAGUAUGUUGCAGGAAAACCAUACUAGAAGAAAAUCUUCAUAUUAGUCAAAGGAUGACCUUCUUCUGCCAAGAAGAGACCCAAAUUUUUACUUUUGUAUAUUCUUAUACGUAUUAGACUGCUGACAAUCUAAUUACUAUAUUAUGAAGACGAUAGUACAUAAAGCUCUGACCGAAAACGUUUGACCAACAAGAAGUGUACCUUCAAAGUUUACGCAGUAAUAUAUGGUUUGGCUGGCUAAUUGCAUGGAACAGUUUUUGAUUACCUUUAAAGCACGACAACAUUUAUGCACGUAAAGAUCUUACCU
Messenger RNA from Rhopilema esculentum, 2323 nucleotides. Its product is annotated as ADP-ribosylation factor 1. The record is from RefSeq and is a predicted model, not a curated record. Lineage: Eukaryota; Metazoa; Cnidaria; Scyphozoa; Rhizostomeae; Rhizostomatidae. Gene Ontology annotation, molecular function: GTPase activity; GTP binding.